Molecule: messenger RNA, 3143 nt
Organism: Choloepus didactylus (southern two-toed sloth)
Lineage: Eukaryota; Metazoa; Chordata; Mammalia; Pilosa; Megalonychidae
Product: basic proline-rich protein-like
Exons: 4
Coding region: 1-2070 (689 amino acids)
Source: RefSeq, a predicted model, not a curated record
AUGGCCGAGCCGAGGAGCCGGGCCGCCCUGCCAGCGGGACCGGAGCUCAGCGCGCGCGCCCCGGCCCCCCACCCCGCGCGCCCCGGCCCGCGCCCGCCCCGGCGCCCCGCGCCCCCCCGCCGGCCCCGCCCUCACCGCUCCGGGACCCGCGAGCAGCGGCGCCGGCGGCUCGGGAGGACGUUCUGCGCCCGCCGCGCACCGCGCAGGCGCCCCGCCGCGACCCCGCCCGGGUCCCCCUCCGACGUCGUCGUCAUGGAAACCCCGAGCCUGCGCGGGCGGCUGUUUAAAGGGCCAGAGCGGCUCCCGGCCUCCGGCGCGCCCAGCCCGGGCCCCGCCCGCAGGGUGCAAUCAGGAGGGCUGCCCGGAGGCGGCGGCGCCGCCAGCCGGAGCCAAGCGGAGGACGAGGACGCGAGUGCGCGCCGGCGCUCCCGGGCCCUGCACCGGGGAAAUCGGGGCCUGGAGCGGCGCAGGCCCGUGCCCCCGAGGGGUCCGGCCUCCCGGCCCCCGGCCCCCGGCCUGGCCUUUAGGGUCCCUCCCGGCUGGCCCUCCCGCCGGCCGCCCCCCGCCCGCCACACGCCCCCCUGCAGCCUGGAAGUCCGACCGCGCCUCCCCGGCUGUGUGACCUCGGAGGGGCCGCUUGCCCGCUCUGUGCGCAGAGUCGUCGGACACAAAGUGCCCCCGCAGGCGCCCGAUACCUGCGGGACUUGGUCCCCACUGGGGUCCCCACGUGCGGAGGAAUCGGCGUCCCCCUGGGAGGGACGUUCCCCUGCGGGGCCGGGGCCCAGCCGCCAACGAGGCGAGACCCCAAGCUCCGGCGCCCCGGGUCGCUCCGGACACGCGGGUCCCGCCGCCAGCAGCCCACGGAGCGACCCGCACCCGGCCUCACCCCAACCCCCUCCCCCGGCCGACACCCUGCGCGGGGACGCUGCCGUCGCCCCGUGGCGCCCCUUCUCCUCCCGCAGGCCCCGGGGGACGCGGUUUCCUGCCCCGAGGGCCGGGAAGGCGGGGGCGCGGGGAGGCCACACGUCCCCGGGUGCUUGGGCCCCCCACCCGCGGCCGCGCCCCCCACGCUCCCUCCGAGGGCCCCCCGGGCUGCCCCGCGCGCACGCUAUCGGCGCCUCAGGCCCCUCCCGGCCCCCCACCCCGGCUUUUCCCGCGCCUCCCGGUUCCCUCCAGCAGCGCGGCCCGGGGUUCCUCCCGCCCACUCGGAGCGCCCUUCUGCAGCCUCCUGGCCCGCCCGGCCCUGCGCCCCCUUCCCUGGGGUCCCCGGUGGGCCCUGCACCAAGCUUCGCCCCGGUCUUCAGCCCCCGACAUGACUUCCCUGCUGCCCCCCAGGCCCUGCGGCCCUCGCACGCCACCCCUGCCCCCUGUGCCCCCGGGGGCUGCACCCGCCGCCUCCUGCCCUGUACACCCGCCUUGUGCCCUUGGAAUCCAGCUGUGGGCACCGCGGGCUCCGCAGCCUCACCAGUGGGUCCCGCCCAGGCCCGUCCCCCAACCCUGGACUCUUUUCCUCCAGCUGCCCCCCAGGACAUCUCCACGCCGAGGAAAAGAGACUUCACAGAGUCCCCAUGUCCAAAAGCAGCCCCCCCGCGUUCCAGCUUCCUACAAAUAGCAGAGCAGCUUUCCCGGCCCCACCCGGCGAGCAGGGCGGCUCCACCCUUGUGCUCGGACAGAGUCCCGCAGCCGCCCUCCAGAGCGCCGCCUGGGUGUCCCCUCUGGUCACUGCUCCCGGCUGUCCCUUCCCUGGACUCAGGGCACUUCCUCGCUGACUCCCUGCUUCCCACCCCCCCGGGGGCACAGGGAUGCUGUAAAGCGUCUUCAGACUCUGUGCUCUCUGCUGCGACCUGCCUGGGCGCCCAUGUCACCCAAAGUGACAAAGUGACCAUGGCUGGGAGACCACUGGGAUCAGCCACCCUGGCCCCGGCUCCUGGACCCCCCGACACCCCUGCCCCAGGGCCUUUGAAGGAGCGGGGCCCUGCCUGGGACACCGUGUCUGCCAAAAUCCUCCGGGCCCCCACCCCGCAAGCUCAGGGCGUUGCUCAAACCCCUCCUGCUCGUGAGGCCCCCUGACCCCCACGCUCUGUGAGCUGGCUGGAGGCAUGUGUGGUCCCUGGGGGAAGUUCAGCUGUGUGCCCACAACUCGAGCAUGGCUCUGUGUGUAGCGAGUACCUCGGUGGUUUUUUGUUUUUGUUAUCAGCCCACAAUCUUUUUUCUGUGACUUGAAUGGGGUUUGGAGAAGUUCAGCUUGGGGUCCCGUUUCUCCUGAAGAGCAGUCCCCUUCAGCCCUGGGUUGAGCUGAGAGAGGGGGAGAAGCCGAAUAACAUCCCGUUGGAUGGAGAAGACAUGUUUUACCACACGCCAGCUGAUGGGCCUGGGCAGAAUUGCUGGAUGGUUCAUCCCUUAACUGGAUCACUUGUCUCUUAUCUUCGCAUUGUAACCGUUCCUCAAGUCCAAUUUACCGAAGUAGUUCUGUCUUCAGGAUUCUUGUGUCUUAUUAAAAGAAAUCUUUGCCUAACCCAAAGCCAUUAGGAUUUGAUGCUGUGCAUUCUCCUGUAUGUUUUAAAGUUUCGUUCCUACAUUGAGAUCUCUGAUCCACUUUUAAUUAAUUUUUGUACCAAGGACCGGUUGAGGCUUAUUUUUGGACAUGGCUACUGGAUGUCUUCUACAACGAUUCUUAGAAAGAUGUGCUUAUCCCUCCUUGAAUUUCCUGUGAGCCUUUGUUGAAGAUCGAUGGCCAUAUAGGCGCGGGGCCCGUUCCUGCCCCACUGUCCACAGCCGCCCACCUCAGGCCAGCACGACCCUGCCCGACGGUGACGGCUUCAGAACACCUGGAGGAGACGCCGAAGUCCUCCCACCCUGUUCUUCCUCAGAAUUGCUUUGGCUGUUCUAGAGCCUUUGUACUUCCAUAUACAUUUUAGAAUCAGCUUGGCAAUUUCUGCAAAUUCUGUUUGCACAUUUGGAUUGGGAUAGCAUAGAAUCAGAAAAUCAAAAUGUUGAGUCUUCCAAUCCAUGAACCUAACAAAUCUCUGCAUUUAUUUAGGUUUUCCUUAAUUUCCCUCACAAUGCUUUCUAGUUUUCAAUGUUAGCACUGGCAUAUGUUUUGUCAACCUUACCCCUAAGUAUUUUAUAUGUUGGUGCCACUG